CUCAUAUAAGGCCUGGUUUAAAAACUGCCCUUUAGUUUUGCUUUUUGGUCAGAAAUUGCCUGUAUCUUCUUUUCACAGUCUGGCAAUGCCUGUGGAUUUCAGUGGAACCUGGAACCUUACCAGCAAUGACAACUUUGAAGGUUACAUGCUGGCCUUAGGUAUUGACUUUGCAACACGCAAGAUAGCAAAAAUGCUGAAGCCACAGAAGGUGAUCAAACAGGAUGGUGACUCAUUUUCUAUCCAUACCACUAGCACAUUCAGAGAUUACUUGCUCCAAUUCAAAAUUGGAGAAGAGUUUGAAGAAGAUAAUAAAGGUCUGGAUAACAGAAAAUGUAAGAGCCUCGUUACCUGGGACAAUGACAAACUCGUCUGUGUCCAGACUGGUGAGAAGAACAACAGAGGCUGGACUCACUGGAUUGAAGGAGAGGACCUCCAUCUGGAGCUUCGUUGUGAGAAUCAAGUAUGUAAACAAAUCUACAAGAGAGCUUGAAUAUGUGAGUAAUGGUUUCUAUAUGGAAAGACAGCUAUAAACAGGAGACCAUGGAUCAUCACUUCCAGCUGUGUUUACACAGAUAAGAAUUCUGGUUCCUUGUACCUGUUAACCCAAAUCGUCUGAUGUUUCUGGCUCAGGAAAUGUUGUCUGCUGCUGCCAGUGUUAAAAAUCUGAUUUUUGCUAAUAAACACUCAAAAAUAAACCAG
Dromaius novaehollandiae (emu) is the source of this 699-nucleotide messenger RNA. RefSeq names its product retinol binding protein 7 (gene RBP7). The record is from RefSeq and is a predicted model, not a curated record. Bases 86 to 490 code for a protein of 134 amino acids. NCBI's taxonomy places the organism in Eukaryota, Metazoa, Chordata, Aves, Casuariiformes, Dromaiidae. The transcript is spliced from 4 exons. Gene Ontology annotation, biological process: fatty acid transport. Gene Ontology annotation, cellular component: nucleus; cytosol. Gene Ontology annotation, molecular function: fatty acid binding.